Molecule: messenger RNA, 2121 nt
Organism: Lotus japonicus
Lineage: Eukaryota; Viridiplantae; Streptophyta; Magnoliopsida; Fabales; Fabaceae
Product: glucose-1-phosphate adenylyltransferase large subunit 1
Exons: 15
Coding region: 295-1860 (521 amino acids)
Biological process (GO): glycogen biosynthetic process
Molecular function (GO): glucose-1-phosphate adenylyltransferase activity
Source: RefSeq, a predicted model, not a curated record
CUAGUAUAUAAUGCUUUUGUCUGGAGAUUGCCAUUAGAUUUUUCCAACCUUUCUCGUGAGGGGUAAAGGCAACCCCCUAACUUCACCACCACUCGAUCCAGUUGCCUUCUAUAAUCACUUUGAUCGCUUCUCUGGAUUGGAUUCCCAUCCAUCAAAGUAAUUUAGUUGACUUUUCAGUAGAAUAGACAUCAUCUUUGAUCUUCUUCAGCAUUUGCUUCAAUUAAGCUUGCAAGGACUUUUGACUCAUUCAUCAGCAUCUGGGUUCUUCUUAGAAGCUGAGUUGAGGUCACUGCAAUGGCGUCUGCUUGUGUGACCUUGAAAGCCAACACCACCCAUCUAGCAAACUCAGAAAAAGGUUUCCUUUUUGGUCAAGACAAUGGCUUUUUAGGGGAAAGAGUUAAAGGUGCCUGGGGGAUGAAUCAGUUGGGUAAAUGUUUGACAGCUCAGAAGAGGGUUAAAUCUGGGGCUGUAUCUGCUGUUCUUACUUCAAAUGAUGCCAAAGAAGCCCUGACUUUGCAAGUGCCUUCAUUCCUGAGACGAAAAGCUGAUCCAAAAAAUGUUAUUUCUAUCAUAUUGGGAGGAGGACCUGGGACACACCUCUUUCCUCUUACCAAACGAUCUGCUACACCUGCGGUCCCAGUUGGUGGGUGCUACAGGCUUAUAGACAUCCCAAUGAGCAACUGCAUCAACAGUAGCCUCAACAAGAUAUUUGUGCUAACCCAGUUCAACUCUGCAUCCCUCAACCGUCACAUCUCCCGCACCUAUUUCGGAAAUGGCGUCAACUUUGGGGAUGGAUUUGUAGAGGUUCUGGCUGCUACUCAAACACCAGGAGAGGCGGGAAAGAAGUGGUUCCAAGGAACUGCAGAUGCUGUGAGGCAAUUUACAUGGGUAUUUGAGGAUGCCAAAAACAGAAAUGUCGAAAAUGUAUUGAUCUUGGCUGGCGAUCAUCUAUACCGAAUGGAUUACAUGGACCUUGUUCAGAGUCACGUUGAUAGAAAUGCCGAUAUUACAGUUUCAUGUGCUGCUGUGGGUAACAGCCGUGCAUCGGAUUAUGGGUUGGUCAAGGUUGAUGGCAGAGGCAGUAUCAUCCAAUUUUCAGAAAAACCAAAGGGUGCUGAUCUGAAAGCAAUGCAAGCAGAUACUUCUCUUCUUGGGUUGUCACUCCAUGAUGCUUUGGAAUCACCAUAUAUUGCAUCAAUGGGGGUUUAUGUAUUCAAGACAGAUGUUUUACUUAAGCUUCUGAAAUGGAGAUAUCCUACAUCGAAUGACUUUGGAUCUGAAAUCAUUCCUUCAGCUGUAAAGGAAUACGAUGUCCAAUCAUAUAUUUUCAGAGAUUAUUGGGAAGACAUUGGCACAAUAAAAUCCUUUUAUGAUGCUAACCUUGCUCUUACAGAAGAGAGUCCAAAGUUCAAAUUCUAUGAUCCGAAGACACCCAUUUUCACAUCUCCAGGAUUCCUUCCUCCUACAAAGAUUGAUAAAUGUCGGGUUGUCGAUGCCAUUAUCUCCCAUGGAUGUUUCCUGCGAGAAUGCACUGUCCAACACUCCAUUGUAGGUGAACGCUCACGUUUAGAUUAUGGUGUUGAUCUUCAGGACACCAUAAUGAUGGGAGCAGAUUAUUACCAAACUGAAUCUGAAAUUGCUUCUCUGCUGGCAGAGGGGAAGGUCCCUAUUGGGAUCGGACGAAAUACCAAAAUCAGGAACUGUAUUAUAGACAAGAAUGCAAAGAUUGGGAAAGAUGUCAUCAUCACCAACAAAGAUGGCGUUCAAGAAGCGGAUAGAUCAGAAGAUGGGUUUUACAUUCGAUCAGGAAUCACCAUUGUAAUGGAGAAGGCAACAAUAGAAGAUGGCACAGUCAUAUAAAUGGUUUUGAGUGCUUAUUUCAUGAGCUGAGUUACUCAAAGGCCUUGGAAGAAGAAGCAUUAUGGGGAACAACACUUCAACCUUUGGGGACAGAAGGGUAGCUGUUCCAAUGCUUUGUUCAACACAGAAAGCAGUUCCCUGUUUGCUAUAAUGUUGUAAAAUAGAGUCUCCCCCACUACUACAUGUAAAAAUAGAAUGAAUAAAAACAUGAAAAUCAAGAUGCUCAAAAGUGAAGCGAAUAAAUUGAAGAGUUGACCGUGA